This is a messenger RNA of Impatiens glandulifera, 2000 nucleotides long. Its product is annotated as apoptosis inhibitor 5-like protein API5. Gene Ontology annotation, biological process: regulation of programmed cell death. Lineage: Eukaryota; Viridiplantae; Streptophyta; Magnoliopsida; Ericales; Balsaminaceae. Gene Ontology annotation, cellular component: nucleus. Gene Ontology annotation, molecular function: mRNA binding. The coding region runs from base 181 to 1818 and encodes 545 amino acids. The transcript has 16 exons. The record is from RefSeq and is a predicted model, not a curated record.
UGGCUCUCUCCACGCCCACCCCAACCCUUUGAGCUAGCUAGUUUGGAACUCAUCAGCAGCGCCACCUUCAGCUGUAUAAUCAGUCUCUCUCUGUUUCCAGUGUGGAGGGAGAUUUGAACAAGGCGGACAUUGACUCAGAACUCGUUUAAACUUUCAUCAGCUUCCUUCAAGCUACUUAAAAUGGUUGAUGCUACAGACAUUUUGAAAGAUUCCGAGUCCAAGGCUAUUGAACAGCUAUACCAGUAUGGAGAUAGACUUAGCGAGGCCAAGGACAAGUCUAAGCAUGUUGAGGACUACCAGAACAUAAUUAGUGCAGCUAAAAGCAAUAGUGUGAAGUCAAGGCAGUUAGCUGCUCAGCUUAUUCCGAGAUUUUUUAAGUUCUUUCCUGAGUUAUCGGAUUCUGCAGUUGAUUCCCAUUUGGAUUUAUGUGAAGCUGAGGAGUUAGGGAUAAGGGUGCAGGCGAUUCGUGGACUUCCGCUUUUCUGCAAGGAUACACCAGAGCAGAUAUCUAAGAUAGUAGAUAUUCUUGCUCAACUCCUUACUGCUGAAGAAAAUGUUGAGCGUGAUGCUGUCCACAAAGCCCUUUUAUCUUUACUGAGGCAAGAUGUGAAAGCUUCUUUGACAGCCCUUUUUAAGCACAUUGAGAGUGUUGAUGAAAGAGGGACUGAUGAAAACCUUCGAGAGAGGACUUUGAUUUUUAUCAGAGACAAGGUUUUUCCUCUAAAAGAUGAGCUCUUGAAGCCUCGUGAGCAAUUGGAAAGGCAUAUAACUAAUCUGAUAAAGAAAUCUCUUCAAGAUGUCACUGGAGCAGAAUUUAAGAUGUUUAUGGAUUUCCUGAAAAGUUUGAGUAUCUUUGGUGAAAAAGCGCCUCCUGAGUGUGUCCAAGAGCUCAUUGAGAUUAUUGAAGGUCAAGCUGAUCUAGAUGCACAAUUCAAUGUUUCUGAUGGAGAUCAUAUUGACAGAUUGCAAUCAUGCUUAUUCAUGGCUAUUCCCUUUUUCAUGCGUGGUGCAUCAAACAGCAAAUUUCUGUGCUAUUUGAACAAGCACAUCUUGCCUGUUUUUGACAAGCUUCCUGAAGAGCGCAAAGUUGAUUUGCUAAAGAACCUCACAGAGAGUUCACCUUAUUCGAUCUCACAAGAUACCCGUCAGAUCCUUCCCUCUGUUGUCCAACUCCUAAAGAAAUAUAUGCCUCUGAGAAAGUCUGCAGAGGAGAUGAACUUUACAUGUGUGGAAUGUUUGUUGUAUACCUUUCAUCAUUUAGCCAACAAAGUUCCCAACGCUACAAAUAGCUUAUGUGGUUAUAAGAUAGUAACCGGCCAACCCUCAGACAGACUUGGGGAGGAUUUCUCGGAGCAAUAUAAAGAAUUUACUGAGAGGUUAAACACUAUAGAAGACCUUACUAGAGCUACUAUAAAGAAGCUAACUCAGGAUUUGAACCAACACAACAAAGCAAUGGCUAGUGCUAAAUCUGAUGAAGCAAAGGCUACCAUUAAAACUCAGCAACAAAAUACCACAACAGGAUUGCGAACUUGCAAUAAUAUCUUAUUGAUGACACAGCCACUUCAUUCAAAAUCUCCUUCGUUUAUUGGGGAUAAGAAGAUAAACCUAUCUUGGAAAGAAGCUGCAAAAGGUCAAACACCUGCCAGUUCUAAAAGACCUCUUAAGCCUACAAACGACUCAAGUAAUGCUCCGAAAAAGGGUCGCGCUGGUUCUGCCUCAUAUGGAGGUGGAGGAGGCGGCGGCGGUGGUGGUGGUGGUGGAAGGGGCCGGGGUAGAGGUUGGGGUCGACGUGGAAGAGCAGGAAGGAGUAACUGGUAGUCAUCCAUCUCAAAAGUUUUUGGUGUCGGAUUUCUUUUAUUGCCACAUUACACUGUAGUAACUAAUAUUUCGCCGGAGAAGAUCAGCCGAGGAUAGAUGUAGAAUCCAUUUGUCGUCUUUAUUUUUAUUUUUUAUUUUGUUAUGAUUCAUUCUGUUCUCAUCCAACUAUUUUGACACUUUCA